Messenger RNA from Dichotomopilus funicola, 1176 nucleotides. RefSeq names its product Tho complex subunit 7-domain-containing protein. Gene Ontology annotation, cellular component: THO complex part of transcription export complex. Bases 1 to 1176 code for a protein of 391 amino acids. Gene Ontology annotation, biological process: mRNA processing. NCBI's taxonomy places the organism in Eukaryota, Fungi, Ascomycota, Sordariomycetes, Sordariales, Chaetomiaceae. The record is from RefSeq and is a predicted model, not a curated record. The transcript has a single exon.
AUGGCGUCUUGGGGCCUCCUCGACGACAAGGAGGAGAACGAACUCCACAAGUCCCGACUGUUGAACGUCGAGGAGAAGCCAUUCAAACGCAUAACCAAGCGCCUCAAUACUCUCCACUCCAUCACCACUGCUCGAGCCCGCCAGGCACCGACACCGCCCCCCGAAACAAACGGCGCAAGCCAGCCACCACCACCACCACAACAGCGCGACGAGACACCGGGCCCCGGCACCGAUGCUGCUGCCACUGGAGACGGCUUCCCCGAUCUAGCCCAGAUUCGCGAAGACAUAACGAUUGAUUUUGCGGCCUUCGACAGCGGUAUCGCACGGCUGCAAUUCUUGUUGACGGCCAACGAGCGCGAACGCGAGCGAUAUGCCACGGAGCGCGAACGUAUCCUAGCCGCAUCACAAGCAGUACGCGACGACACAGCCCAGCUUCGUACGCAGCUGGAACAAGCACGUGCUACCCUCGCGCAACGCCGGGAGUUUGAUGCGCUUGCCGAUGCCAUUACGAGCAACGCGGCACUCCGUCCGCGGGCCGAACAGGCGGCCGUGUUAGUCAAGCUACGUGAUGAAAUUGCAGAUUUAGAGGCAGAGCGGGAGGCAUACGGUGUCACGUGGAAUGAACGGCGCGAACAGUUUGCUAAGAUCAUGGACGAGAGCAUGCGACUGAGGCGACUAAUCCGCGAUGAGAAGGAGGAAGUUGAAAGGCGAGAGGGUAUGGAGGACGACGAAGGCGGCGCCACGCCGCGGCCUUCAGGGCUAGGUAGCCGGGAAGGAUCUCCUCACCCGGAAGGAAGGUUAGCACCUAAGAGCGUUGCGGGGAGCGAGGCGGUAGGCACACCACGGCCACUGUCUGCUGGGGGGAGGACACCGGUGAGGGAUAGCCCUGCUCCGGGCCAAGACGGGCUCUCCUUUGUGGCGGCUAAGCGGGCAACAACGGCUACGGAUGCCAACUAUUUGCAGGUUGGGAGCCAAAUGGGGAGCCAGGCAGGGAGCCGUGAAGGUUCGGCGGAGCGGGAAACACAGGCCUCGGCGGAGGAGGGCGAGGAUGUCGAGAUGGUGGAGGUCACGAAGGACCAUGAGUCGGAACCCGACAGCCCACUCACACCGCCUCCAGCUGAGGACACGCCGCAGAUUGUGGUCAAUGGUGAAGGCGAUAGCAUGGACACUACAUAA